Populus nigra (black poplar) is the source of this 2473-nucleotide messenger RNA. RefSeq names its product snRNA-activating protein complex subunit. Bases 618 to 2060 code for a protein of 480 amino acids. The transcript is spliced from 12 exons. Gene Ontology annotation, biological process: snRNA transcription by RNA polymerase II; snRNA transcription by RNA polymerase III. Gene Ontology annotation, molecular function: RNA polymerase III type 3 promoter sequence-specific DNA binding; RNA polymerase II cis-regulatory region sequence-specific DNA binding; bent DNA binding. The record is from RefSeq and is a predicted model, not a curated record. Gene Ontology annotation, cellular component: snRNA-activating protein complex. Lineage: Eukaryota; Viridiplantae; Streptophyta; Magnoliopsida; Malpighiales; Salicaceae.
UUGUUUUUUGUUGCUUUGCACUUUAUUGAUCUUGUUUUCCUUGCCUUGAACUGUCUUGAUUUGUUUGUUUAUGCACGCUUGAAUCUGUCACAAUAACAUCAAGUAAAGUCCAUUCAAGAUUAUAAUUUGUAGAUGCAUGCAUUAAUUCCUGAAGUGGUGAUGCAAGGCAAUUAUACUAAUAGCACGAAUGAUGAAAGAAACAACCUGCACAUAGUUGAGCUCUUGAAAACUCUGCGUGAAAAUUCGUCAAUAAGAGCAACAACAUUACUGGCAAUAAAGUCGACAUGCUUGUUGAUGAAAAAGCGGGUAAAAGUCAAGUCCAAUAGCUUCUUUGGUACCAAGGCGUUGAACCUCGGCAUCAACAAUCUGCCCGGAAUGCGUAAGGAGAUGGUCAACCAACAAUCUCAGGCGAAAAAGGCCAGUAUGCCUUGAUUGUGGCAUGCCAUGCUUUGUUCAUGGCACAUUAGAUUUAUGAAUUAUCCAGCUUGAAUAAGAAAUUGUCAUAAUUUCUCUCUAUCCUACUUAAAUUAUUACAAAUCCUAGUUUCCAAUUGUGAGAAAAACCCCCCUAUUGAUUUAGGACUCAAGAACCAAAAACGAAGAGCAAAAAAGCAGUAGAUGAAAGAGUCAAGCGAAGGGGAGAAUGAAUCAAUUGCUCAUGGUGGACCCAUAUACGUUCCCAAUUUGGUGGGUCCUCUCACUACAGUUCCUGACUUCCAAGCUGCUCUUCUCAGUGAGCUUCAGAAUUUGCAGUCUGAACUGUCUUUGGAUUCUUCAGAACUCCGCGAUGACAUUGAUCUUUCGGUUGAUGAGCUUAAAAUUUUUAGUGAGGAAGAGUUGGUAGAUAUGGCCUUGAAAGAAGCUUUUAAGGAUGGUGAGAAUACUGGAAGUUCCCCAGAGCCCUUUGUAGAACACUCAAAUGCAAGAAGAGAAGACGACCUUAGAAUGUGCAGCAAUAAAGAUUCAUGCUCACAAAGCUCUAGAAGAAGAAGGGACACUUCAGCUCCUCUGGAAUUGUCAAAUGGAUCUCAUUCUAGCACCAGUUGUAAUAUAGCUACUAUUAAUAGCAACAAUUCAAAGAAUGGAAAGAGAAGAAAGUCCAAUAAGCAUGAUGUUAAUGAGAGUUACCUGAUGAAGGUGGAUGAUCUGGUAAAAAUAAAACAAAAACAGGAUCAAGACAAAGCAAUGACUCGUCUGCAUUCCUUCAAUUGCAAGAUGAAUUACAGUGGCAUUACUUCUUUAAAUAGAACCAACACAAUGCAAUCUCUCAGGUCUACAAAUUUUGGAAAAAAGCCGAAGUCCUCAGACCUUCAAGAACACAUAGCUGUGAUGCUUCCAGAGGUUGUUAUUUGCGUUGAGAUUUACCACUGCAUUCGUAAAUGGUUUAAGACUCAAGAGUUCUUGGUUCUAGGAGGACAAACCUUGACUGAAAUGAGGGACAAGAUUUAUUGCUUGACAGACCAGAUGAUGCAGAAGGCAGGGCAGCAUGAUCCUUCAGGAUAUUUUCUUGUAGAAGAUGUAUUUUGCAAUGAUUUGAGAGAUACAUCUGCUAUAGAUUAUAGUGAACCUAUAAUUGAUUGGCUUAGAAACAAAAAAGCUGAUGCUUUUAGAAAGUGGGAGUGUAUCAUAAGUGGUGACUUGCAACAAAAGCAGAAAGCAGUUUUAGGCGAAUCAACCACUCCUUGUUUGCCUCAAUUUAGACGUCGCAACAUGCAGAACACACGGUUUUGUGACUUGAGAUUUCGUCUUGGUGCAGGAUAUCUUUACUGUCACCAGGGGGAUUGUAAGCAUACAAUUAUAUUCAGAGACAUGAGGUUGAUUCAUCCUGAUGAUUUACAAAAUCGCGCAGCGUAUCCUAUAGUCAGUUUUCAAAUAAAAUUUCGUACCCAGAAAUGCAUGGUAUGCAAGGUGUAUAGAGCUGUAAAGGUGACUGUGGAUGACAAGUGGGCCCCAGAUAACCCCUGCUAUUUCUGCAAUGAUUGCUAUUACCUUCUUCACCACUCUGAGAAUGGCUCUCUACUGUACAGUGGGUUCUCAGCAUACGAUUAUGUCCAUGAUUAAUUACUCAAGGUCGAGGUGAGGUCUAUGCUUCUGAUUGCUUAAGUUGCAGAGUUGCGGCAGCGACACCAUAGCAUGCAACUGCAAUGACAAGUGCAUGAUCUUAUAAAGCUGAAGUCCAUCAUUAUUAACUUGGAAGAUGGAAUGCUCUCUAUACUGAAAGCGUAAACAAAACUGAACGUUUUGCUGGCUGCUUGAUAUCCGCGUUGGGUGCAUUACUCUUCCAAAGUUUCCAUGCCUUUUUGCAGCUCAAGUUUGCUAGAGGUGGCAAUCACAGCUUUAAGUAAGAAAGCAAGAUUGUGCAGAUUAAACCACAACUGUAAAUUUUGUAUAACAUGAAGGGUGUGUUGUUCCCUUAAAUUUUGAAUUUCUUUUUUAUGGUUUAAAAUAAAAUUUUAUUUUAUAUUUUUAUAUUA